UCCUUUCCUCUUCCUCGUACGUACACUAAAGCAAAAAAGAAGAAAUUUAAAAAUCUCCAUUAUUUUAAAUCCCUCUUUGCAUUUCUUUUAACGGCAAUGGCUCUCUCUCGUUUCGUUUACUUAAUCACGCUGGCAUUGCUUUUUUGCUCCGUUAUAGCACAAUCUCCGACGCCGUCUCCUGUUUCUUCGCCGAAGAAAUCUCCGUCAUCUACUCCGACACCGAUCUCUUCACCUCCUACAAUAUCUGCUCCGUCUCCGUCGGAGGUUCCGUCAGCGACUACACCGUCUCCAGCAACUGUUGAGUCACCUCCAUCUCCUUCUGCUCUGUCACCGAAUGCCAGUCCCACGUCAAUUUCUGAACCUCCUGCCGGAGCUCCGGGACCAGCGGAGAAUAGUGCCGUUAGGUUUGGUGCUGCUGGAUCUGUUGCGGUUGGAGUGUUGAUGGUCGCUAUGGUACUGUAGGCAUAUCCAGAUCUUCCUUCUCUCGAUGAUAGUAUAAAUAAAAUUUAGCUUAUGUAUUCUCCUUAGUUUUAUUUUGAAAUUUUGUUCUUUAUAUAAUGGUAAAUUUAUACAAUUACCUAUAUUACUGCCUAUGAAUUAUGUAUUAUGCUUGCGAUUUCAAUUACUGUAUUCGUAUAUAAUAUAAUAGUAUUUAUAUUUGUGAA
Molecule: messenger RNA, 665 nt
Organism: Gossypium raimondii (Peruvian cotton)
Lineage: Eukaryota; Viridiplantae; Streptophyta; Magnoliopsida; Malvales; Malvaceae
Product: classical arabinogalactan protein 1
Exons: 1
Coding region: 97-462 (121 amino acids)
Source: RefSeq, a predicted model, not a curated record